Molecule: messenger RNA, 4759 nt
Organism: Falco peregrinus (peregrine falcon)
Lineage: Eukaryota; Metazoa; Chordata; Aves; Falconiformes; Falconidae
Gene: PPP1R15B
Product: protein phosphatase 1 regulatory subunit 15B
Exons: 2
Coding region: 204-1955 (583 amino acids)
Biological process (GO): response to endoplasmic reticulum stress
Cellular component (GO): protein phosphatase type 1 complex; endoplasmic reticulum
Molecular function (GO): protein phosphatase regulator activity
Source: RefSeq, a predicted model, not a curated record
CGCCGGCCGCGGGCGGGUUGAGGCGCUGCGCUGGGCCCCGCGCCGCCAUUUUGUGCCGCCGCCCGCAGCAGGAUGGAGCCGAGUACCCGAGAGCAGCCGCCCGCCGUCCGCCGCCCCGCAGCCCCUGGACGGAGCGCCGCUCCGCAGGCCCGACCGCACCGCUGGGAGCGCUGAAGAGUCUCCUCUGCCCCUCGCCGGCGCUCAUGGAGCCGAGCGGCCGAGAUCGCGCCGGCCCCGGCCUGGGGCGGGCCUGGCUAGGCUUGGCCGCGGCCUGGCCUAAGCUGGCCGGGCCCAGCGCGGCCCCUGCCGGCGGCUCGCCCCAGGCGAGCCCGCCCUUCUCCUGGCUGCGGCUGAUGUCGCAGCUCCUCUCCCCGCUGCCCGCGUUGCUGCAGCGGCUGCUGCCCGGCCCCACGCUGAGCAGUGCCCUCUGCCCCGCCAGCGGGCAGCCGCCCAAGGGCCCGCUGCUGCUGCUGCCCGAGCCGGCCGCCUCGCUGGACUGGCCCGAGGAGACGCUGCCGUGGGCGGAGGAGCCCCUGGAGAAGGGGCGAGAGCGGGAGAAGGAGGCCCCACCGGGCCUCUGGGGAGCCGGGCUGGUGCGGAGCAGCCUGGUGUCCUUCCCCGGCCCGCGUGUGGACUUGUACGUGCUGGGCCCGGAGCAGGGCCAGGCCGGCUGCUCCGGCAAGAGCCACCUGCCCCAGCCCCUGCGGGCCGAGGUCCCCGCCGCCGCCUGGCGAGGCUGCCCCGCCCGGGCCGCCCUGCCGGAGGCCGAGUUCCUCCGCAGCAAGCGCUUGGCCUUUCUCCAGCGGUGGCACUUGGCCGUGCCGGACCCGGACCACGGCUACCACAGCCUGGAGGAGGAGCAGCAGCACAAGGGCGCUUGUCAGGAAGAGGUAGGGGGGCAGCGGGAGCAGCGGUGCCAUGCCGGGGAGCUGAAGCGGCCCGAGGAGCCGAGCGACGCGGGGAGACAGCCCGGAGGUGGUCGCUUGGAGCAGGAGGGGUUGAGGGGUUCAGCUGAGGAAGCGGCACCUGUGGGGGAAGCCUCAGCUGAGGAGGAUGAGGAGGACUCCGAAAUAGAGCCAAACCUGCCGGUUUCAGCCAGACCUGCCUGUGCGAAUAAAUUAAUAGACUAUAUCAUGGGGGGAGUUUCCAGUGGGGAGGACAGCGCAGAUGACGAGGAAGACUGGGAUGAUGAUGAUGACGAUGGGUUUGACAGUGAAGGGCUCCCCUCAGAUUCGGAGGCCGGUAGCCAGGACGGGGAAAGGCUCCAUCUCUGGAAUUCCUUUUACAGUUUGGAUCCGUACAACCCUCAGAACUUCACAGCCACCAUUCAGACAUCUUCCAGUGAGCCAGGAAAAGAUAUGUCAGAUGUGGAAGAGGUGGAGGAGGAGGAGGAGGAAGAUUCUUCAUGGGCAGAGGAGUCCUCAGGGUCUCCUCGCCCUAGUUCUGAAGAGGAGGACGAAUGGGACUGUAGCAGUGUGGAUGAGGCAGAAAACUUGAAACUUUGGAAUUCGUUCUGUACCUCAGAUGAUCCGUAUAAUCCUUUAAAUUUCAAGGCAGCCUUUCAAACAGCGGAGAAGAAAGGGACACCUGGUUUAAAAGGAGCAGAGAGGCCGACUUUGGUCACUUCUGAACGUAGUCACUUAACUGUUUGUCGGGUGCAGUUGGAAAAACGUAAUUGUGGGGUCACUGUGCAGCAUGGCAUUCUUUCUGGUGGGAAAUGUAGAAAUACCAAGCGGAAAAAGGUAACCUUCCUUGAGAAAGUUACGGAGUAUUACGUAAGCAGCGAAGAGGAUCGUAAAGGACCCUGGGAAGAGAUUGCACGAGAUGGAUGCAGGUUCCAGAAACGUAUUCAAGAAACAGAAGAAGCCAUAGGAUACUGCUUCACCACAGAACAUAGACAAAGAGUAUUUAAUAGACUCCAAGAAACCUACUACAAGAGGGUUGAUCUCUUCUAGCACCUUAAAAGAUCUGGUAGUUGUUUGACCCUAAGCACUCAUGAAAAUGUUCAAAACGUGAGGUGGCAGCUGCACGCGCUAUUUUGAAAUGGGGGGAGAAGUGGGAUUUUAGCACUUUUUUCCCCAGUUCAAUAUUCAGCCAUCAAAUAUACCUGUGUCCCCCAUUUUGAUAUCCUGACAAAAUCUUUUGAGUAUCAUCAAGAGUAAGGGUAGUAUAAUUGCAUUCCUUUUAAGUAACACUUGAGAAACAGACUGCUUUAGGUUAAAUCCAUUCCAAAAAUGCCUUGUCUGCCAUAUGUUGAGAAGUGGUGACUAUUAAGUUGGAUUUUUGCACUUUGAAAAAACAAAACCUAUUUUGAAGGAAAUAUUUAUGAGGCUCAGAACCUAGUUACUGCAGUUUUGAUUUAAAGUUUCUAGGGGGAUGUGCUGUUUUCUUGUGGUUAUCCAUUUUCUCUAACUUGUACAAAAGUCUCAAAUUUUGUUAGCUAGUAACUCUGCUGUGCAAAGCAGAUAAUUUAUUGGUUUAAGAUCCCAGUUUUGCAUGUAAUCUAGUGUUUGAGUGUUUAUGUAAUGCUUUGAUGUCUUAAUAUUUCAGUCUAGCACACUGGGGGAUUCAGAGGAACUCUGGUACACUACAGACCCUUUGGUUUGUCUUUAUUUAAAUAGUACCUUUACCCAGUACUGGUCCAAAGGGUGUUGGCUGCAUGUGCACCAAACCUCUUUGCUUUCAGAGCAGUGAAAAAGGCCUCAUCCUGAUAAAUAAUUAAAGCUUCAAGGUAUGUGUUGAGGCUAUGGCUGAUAGUUUGAAUUUAGGUAGCCGUGCACAGGGAACUACCCUGUAGUUCUUCAGUUAACCUUGGGGUAACUUUGCCAGAAUUGAUUCUGCUUUGUGAAGAUGAAUUGAAGUGGAGGCUUCUUCAUCUUUCUUGUAUCUAAUAUGCUCGUUCUGAUACUGGUAAGGGGAAUUAUCUUUGGCUGAUGGAAAUCUAAGGCUACAAAUCGCUGUGUUCUUUACCAAAAGCCAGUAUUAAUAUCUCUCUGCGUCUGCGCUUUUGUUCCUCUGGUACCAAAACAACAUUUCACAUUUGGGGUCUGAAAGUUGAGGUCCUCAGUGGGAGGAAAACACUCCUUAUUUAUGUUCCUAACUUAAAAUGUUCUGUUUCAGUCAAAAUAAAAAAGCAGCACCGCUGGGAUAUGUGUUCGGACCUGAAGGCUGUUGUGUGGCUGUUACGCAAGCAGGCAUGAGAUUUCAUGCAAUGGAAUAAAUAGCAACCAUCAAAGAAUUCAUAUUUGUUUGCGCAAAGUUGUGUCAAUAAAUGAUUUGCUACUUAGUUCGUUCAGCUGACUAGAAUUGUUUCCCUUUUGUAAGGGAGAAACCUAAAACCACUUCAGAUUUGCCAUCUCAUUAAUGAUUACAGUUUUUAAUUUGAAAGAAAAUUACACAUGAAGAGGAAUGCUCCACAGCGCUUUGCUGCAUUUUCUGCUUUAUUGUGCCAUUUUUUUGGCCAUCUGUUAAUUCUGCCUCAAAUUUCAGAGGGUUUGGGUUUAUAGUUUAUUCUUAUUGCCUGAAGUAUGUUCUUUGAAUUUAAAGAUUGCCUUUCUCUGCUCCCAAGUUAGAAGUGUUACAAUUACGAAAUUCAGAGGGUUAACUGGACUACAGGUGAGUUGUCCUGUAAACUUAAAAUACAGCUGAAAGUCAAGCAGCCUUGCAGACUGGCUACUUGAAAGCAAUGCAGCAAUAUUAUUUUUCAUCCCCAUGGCAUUAGAAAAAACAAAGGGGGGGGGGGGAUUUUCCUUUCCUACAAAAGAGAAUUUUAGUUGCGAAAUUGUAAUUCUAAUCGUGCCCUCAGAUCCUGUGAAAUAACUCUGAAUUUUUAAGAGUUUGUUUUCCUGUGUCAUAUUUGACAACAGGUGUUCUGCUUUUUAGUUCAGGAAAAAGCAUGUGGGAUGAUAAAUGUAGAACAAAAAUAGAAAAUCUGCUGAUUUGUGGUCCAGGUGUGACUGGUAAUUAAAAACUGCUGUUCAUUGCUCUUAGUAAAAUAUACUAUAGUAAUUUUUCUGUGAUUCUCCUGGUUUCUUUGAUCUUGGAGAACGUGGUGCUUCAGUUCCUCUGGACAACUCACUUGAUUUACUGGUGCUUGUAAGUGGUAGCGAUCGGUGCUUCAGAGUGGUGUCAGUUAACACCUGCAAAUACUGCUCCACUGUGUGCAGAGGCUUGGAAAAGGCUAUAGCUGGAAAUGAACAGAAUGGACAAAUUGGAUAUAAACUAGAUUAAAACCGGCUACUCACAAAGUGCUUUAAUAUUUGAGAAAUUAUUCUUUUCCAGCCUGCAGUGUAGCAAGCGCUCAGCUCUUAACACUGCUGAUUCUCACCGAGACGUACCUGCUUGGGUAAGCUUUUUCCACUCUUCAAACCUCACGUUUUCAAAGCAUCCAGUGUAAGGGGAUAGGUAACACUAAAUUCAUCACCAUAAACUUCAUCUUAAAAGCAAGCUAAGCUUGGUUGUCACCAUUUUCCCUGUAACAUAUCUUAAAAUGGUCAUGCAGGAUGUGUACAUGUGUUGAGUGCUUUGAGUGAGACAGUAAAAAAUAAUACUUGUUGAACUUUAAAUCAAAACUGUACCUAUCAGAUUUUAUUUUUGUAUAAUUUAGAGGAAGUUAGAAAACCUGCGACAUUGGCUUUAUACAGAUUUUAAUUGAUUUGUGUCAAGUUUGUUGGGGUUUUAUAUCUAAAGUUCUAUUUCUGUACAUAAUAAAACUAUUCAGAACUAAUCUGUAAAUUGUAAUAAAGAUAUUUGCAAGAUA